UAUCUGUUUAUUUCCUUGGUCAAAGGGAGGCUCAUUCUUCUUCUUCUUCUUCUUCGUUUCCAUCGACGAACAGAAUCGUGAAGAAAAAGAGAUAUUGUUAUGGGGAAGACAGUAUCUUUCAAAGACGAAUUCAGUUUCGAUCAAAGGCUUGAUGAAUCACGGGAUAUACUCGCCAAAUACCCCGAUCGAGUCCCUGUAAUUGCGGAAAAACAUUCGGGAAGUGACCUUCCGGAGAUGGAAAAGAAAAAAUACCUUGUACCCCGAGACAUGUCGGUUGGGCAGUUCAUACACAUAUUAAGGAGCAGGCUUCAUCUGAGCCCUGGAAAAGCUCUAUUUGUAUUUGUCAAUGAUACCCUGCCUCAAACAGCUACUUUAAUGGAUUUGGUUUAUGAAUCUUCCAAGGAUGAGGAUGGAUUUUUAUACAUGUGCUACAGCACCGAGAAGACCUUUGGCGGGAUGAACAAAUAUUAUUCAGAUUUCUGAACAAUGAUUCUAUGCACAUUACUAAUUUUAAGAAGUGAAGACUGUUUGCUUGUAAAUUAUAUUUCAUUUGUGUACAUUUGAACACAUUUAUAUUAUAAACGGUUUACAUUUAAUCAUAUAUAUGUAACGUAUUUCAUGA
This is a messenger RNA of Morus notabilis, 622 nucleotides long. Its product is annotated as autophagy-related protein 8i. Lineage: Eukaryota; Viridiplantae; Streptophyta; Magnoliopsida; Rosales; Moraceae. The record is from RefSeq and is a predicted model, not a curated record. The transcript has 5 exons. The coding region runs from base 100 to 483 and encodes 127 amino acids. Gene Ontology annotation, biological process: cellular response to nitrogen starvation.